ACAUUUCAUCGUUUGGUUGCGCGCGGCUGUCUCUCUCUUCUCUUCUCUUCGUGUUGCUUUCUCCCUCUCUCCCACCAAGAGGUUGAAUAUAAAGCUGAAAAAAAACUGAAUAGCAACCAACUGAGUAGCAAUUUAGCAAAGCUCUUUGGAUUCUAGAGAUAAAUAAACAAGGCAACAACUGAGAAAGAAGAAAAGACACCAGAAUGGCUCUGAGUUUCAAUUCCAUGAUGACUUUCCCAUCUCACAACCUCCUUUCUAAGUCCCACAAUCUCAGUUCACCAAAAAUCUUCAUGGCCUCUACUCUUCACUCUUCCGCUAAAGAGAUGGAAAAUUUGAAGAAGUCUUUUUUGCCUCCACGUGAGGUACAUGUUCAAGUGAAACAUUCACUGCCUCCUCAACAGAUUGAGAUCUUCAAAUCAUUAGAAGAUUGGGCUGAUAAGAACAUCUUGGUACACCUAAAGCCAGUUGAGAAAUGCUGGCAACCACAAGAUUUUCUUCCAAUGCCUGAAUCAGAUGGAUUCUAUGAUCAAGUUAAGGAGUUGAGGGAAAGAGCAAAGGAAAUUCCUGAUGAUUAUUUUGUUGUGUUGGUUGGAGAUAUGAUCACUGAAGAAGCCCUACCAACUUAUCAGACAAUGCUUAAUACCUUGGAUGGAGUUCGGGAUGAGACUGGUGCAAGCCUUACUUCCUGGGCAAUAUGGACCAGGGCCUGGACUGCCGAAGAGAACAGGCAUGGUGACCUUCUAAACAAGUAUCUUUAUCUCUCGGGACGAGUAGAUAUGAAACAAAUUGAAAAGACAAUUCAAUAUCUUAUUGGAUCAGGAAUGGAUCCUAAAACAGAAAACAAUCCCUACCUUGGGUUCAUAUAUACUUCAUUUCAAGAGAGGGCAACAUUCAUCUGCCAUGGGAACACAGCCAGGCAAGCCAAAGAGCACGGGGACCCGAAAUUGGCUCAGAUAUGUGGUACCAUUGCCUCAGAUGAAAAACGCCAUGAAACUGCCUAUACAAAGAUUGUGGAAAAGCUCUUUGAGAUUGAUCCAGAUGGCACUGUCUUGGCUUUAGCUGACAUGAUGAAGAAAAAAAUAUCAAUGCCAGCCCCCUUGAUGUACGAUGGUCAAGAUGAUAAUCUUUUUGAACAUUUCUCAGCUGUUGCCCAGCGGCUUGAAGUGUAUACUGCUAGGGAUUAUGCUGAUAUUUUGGAGUUUUUGGUUGGAAGAUGGAACAUAGAGAAGUUGACGGGUCUUUCGGGUGAGGGACGUAAAGCUCAGGAUUUUGUGUGUAGAUUGCCGCCCAGAAUUAGAAAGUUGGAGGAGAGGGCUCAGGGAAAGGCCAAGCAAUCAUCCACUGUUCCAAUCAGCUGGCUUUUUGGUAGAGAAGUAAAGGUUUAAGUAUAACUAGAAGAGUGUUUUCGUUUUUCCUUUAGAAUGUGUUUCUUCUGUAUGCCCUUUCAAUGGAAUGGUGUGCUUAAAGAUACUCUCUUUCUCAAGCAA
Prunus persica (peach) is the source of this 1487-nucleotide messenger RNA. Its product is annotated as stearoyl-[acyl-carrier-protein] 9-desaturase, chloroplastic. The coding region runs from base 204 to 1385 and encodes 393 amino acids. Lineage: Eukaryota; Viridiplantae; Streptophyta; Magnoliopsida; Rosales; Rosaceae. Gene Ontology annotation, cellular component: chloroplast stroma. The transcript has 3 exons. The record is from RefSeq and is a predicted model, not a curated record. Gene Ontology annotation, biological process: fatty acid biosynthetic process. Gene Ontology annotation, molecular function: stearoyl-[ACP] desaturase activity.